CCGCAUUCGACGUUGAUAACUCCACCAGUGCGAUUUUGGUGCGCGCCGCGAGUAUUCGAGCGUUCUCCAACAAACGUUUUCAAAUGAGAGUUCUCUGACGCAACAGAUAAUAACGAAAGAGUACACAAUUGCAAUGGAAAAAAUGGAGCAACCACCAAGUUACACGUCACCAUAUCCUAGCCUGCAGCCACAACCGCAGCCAACGCCGCUACCACAACAUACGGUACAUACAAUCGUAACAGGGACGGCCUUCAGCAAUGAAAGUCAACGUAUGACCUGUCCACAUUGCCAUGCUGACAUAAGUACGCGCGUAAUAUCGGAAGCGAACACGAAGACACAUCUAAUUGCGUUAGUCCUCUGUUUAUUCGGAUGCUGUUGUUGUGCACCGUGUCCUUAUUGCAUGGAUUCUUGUCUAGUCCACAAGCAUUACUGUCCAGCGUGCAAUACUUUCCUUGGAGAAUCCAAAAAUUAA
Molecule: messenger RNA, 472 nt
Organism: Temnothorax curvispinosus
Lineage: Eukaryota; Metazoa; Arthropoda; Insecta; Hymenoptera; Formicidae
Product: lipopolysaccharide-induced tumor necrosis factor-alpha factor homolog
Exons: 4
Coding region: 134-472 (112 amino acids)
Molecular function (GO): zinc ion binding
Source: RefSeq, a predicted model, not a curated record